AUUAGUGAUAUUUCGCGAUAAUUUCUACAAAUCUCACGAUCUCCCUCAAUUGAGCUGACAAUCCAAUAUAUAUUGAUAAGCAGACGGCAAUGUGUAAUUUAACGCGAUUAUAUCGAUUUCUGGGGAUUGUGGGUUAGGGUAGCAGCCGUCAUCAACACGCGGGGCAGCGACACGGUACGAUUGCUUGAGUGGAGGCGGCCGCUUUCUCAAUGGACCCCCUCUCCCGCUCUCCAAAACCCUUAUUUUUUUAUUUCACUCUAUUUAUUUUAUUUUUCCCACCUCCCACCCUUUUAAUUCCUUAUUUCCCCAAUAUCCUCCCCUUCCUCCUUCCCUCGACCAUCAUCGAAAUUCAAUCCUCUCACUCGCCGCCCUCCAAUCUCCCAACAAAAACCUCGGCCAGGAGUCUGACUCGGAGCGCCAACGCCGGCCGAAGCCGGAUCUUUCCUUUUCCCCUCUCAACCCAGCGAAGAUCAUAGGCUACGGACUUCGCCCUCCACCUCCGCACCCGUCAUCCCUCCCCACUACUAUCCUGCCCGCCUCCAGAUCUCCGCACUCCGACUCGCUGUACCGCGCCUUGUGCCUGGCCUGCAGGGCCCUAUUACGUCCCUCGACCUGCUUGAUCGCGUCUCGUUCCACCCCACUACUCCCCUCUGUCCGACGACAGAACGACUGCCAUUCGGCCACUACUCCACCUGUGAAACCAAGAGUACAGCCUGCGAAAGGCCGUACUUAAGAGCGUCGACCCCGCCAUCAUGGCCUUAUCAAGGGUCUCUGCGUCUGGUGCUUGUAACCGCUUCACCACUUUAUCUCGAUCCUCCUCCUCUUCCUCCUCUACAACUUCGGCUUUGACUAGAUUCGGCUUGGAGACUGUGUUACUUGCCAAACAACCUAUCCUCCGCUCCUCACCCCUUACCUACCGCACAAUGUCCACCUCCCCGCGGCUGCGAAGCCUCAACAUCGACAACGUCAACCCCCACGUCCGCAAGGCCGAAUACGCCGUCCGCGGUGAGCUCGCCGUCAGGUCGGAAGAAUACCGCGCCCAACUCGCCAGCGGCAAAGGCAAAGACCUCCCCUUCGACAAUGUCAUCUCGGCCAACAUCGGCAACCCGCAACAGCUCGACCAGAAGCCCAUCACCUUCUUCCGCCAGGUGUUGAGUCUCCUCGAGUACCCCCCGCUACUGGAGAAGGAGGACGUCCUCCUGAACCAGCUCGGAUAUAAGAAAGAUGUCAUCGAGCGCGCAAAGUGGCUGCUCGAGCAAGUCGGCAGCGUUGGUGCGUACAGUGCAAGCACUGGCCCACAGGGGAUAAAAGAGAGCAUCGCCAAGUUCAUCGAGAAACGUGACGGCCACCCCGCAGACCCCUCCUCCAUCUACCUCAGCGCCGGCGCCUCCUCCGGCGUCAACACGCUCCUUCACGUCAUCUGCGCCGGCCCAAAGACCGGCGUCCUAGUCCCCAUCCCCCAAUACCCUCUCUACACCGCAACCCUCUCCCUCCUCGACGCCACCUGCGUCCCCUACUAUCUCGACGAAGCGAACGCCUGGUCCACCUCCGCCUCGAGCAUCACCUCCGCCCUCACGACCGCCAAGGAAGCCGGAACCGACGUCCGCGCCAUCGCCAUCAUCAACCCCGGUAACCCCACCGGCGCAUCACUGUCAUAUGAGGACGUCGAGUCCGUGAUCGACCUCGCCGCCUCCGAGCACCUCGUCAUCCUCGCCGACGAAGUCUACCAAACCAACGUCUUCAUCGGGAAGUUCCACAGCUUCAAAGCCGUGCUGAGGGAUAUGCAGAAGAAGACGCCCGGGAAAUACGACACCGUCGAGCUGGUCAGCUUGCACUCCGUGUCCAAGGGCAUCGUAGGCGAAUGCGGACACCGCGGUGGAUACUUCGAGCUCUGCGGCUUCGACCCAGAAGUCGUAGCGCAGAUCUACAAAUUCGUCAGCAUCUCCCUCUGCGCGCCCGUCAUCGGCCAAUGCCUCGUGGAGUUGAUGGUCAACCCCCCCAACGAGGGCGAACCAUCAUACGACCUCUACAAAUCCGAGCGCGACGGCAUCUUCGCCGGUCUGCAAUCCCGCGCCACAGCGCUGCACAAGGCGUUCCAGGCCAUGGAGGGCGUAGAGUGCGGUCCUCCACAGGGAUCGAUGUACCUCUUCCCCACCAUCACCUUAUCGCAGAAGGCGAUUGAGGCGGCGAAGAAGGAUGGGAAGACCCCGGAUGCGUUUUAUGCGAUGAAGAUGCUCGAGGCGACGGGGGUGUGUGUUGUGCCUGGUGCAGGCUUUGGGCAGAAGGAGGGGACGCUGCAUUUUAGGACCACGUUUUUGGCGCCGGGGACGGAGUGGGUGGAGGGGUUGGCGAAGUUUCAUGAGGGGUUUAUGGCGGAGUAUAGGUAGAUUGUGUGUAGUUGGAUAGGAAAAUUGAUAUAGGGGGUAGUGCGGUGGUGAUGUAGAAAGAUCGGGAUAGACUGGGUUGGGUGGAUAGACUUGGCACCGCAUCUCAAUCAUAAAUUCGUAUAAUUGCUUUCCGC
Pseudogymnoascus verrucosus is the source of this 2521-nucleotide messenger RNA. RefSeq lists its product as uncharacterized. The record is from RefSeq and is a predicted model, not a curated record. The transcript has 3 exons. Lineage: Eukaryota; Fungi; Ascomycota; Leotiomycetes; Thelebolales; Thelebolaceae. Bases 753 to 2387 code for a protein of 544 amino acids. Gene Ontology annotation, molecular function: L-alanine:2-oxoglutarate transaminase activity; pyridoxal phosphate binding. Gene Ontology annotation, biological process: biosynthetic process.